Messenger RNA from Anoplopoma fimbria (sablefish), 1708 nucleotides. RefSeq names its product gap junction protein beta 9b (gene gjb9b). NCBI's taxonomy places the organism in Eukaryota, Metazoa, Chordata, Actinopteri, Perciformes, Anoplopomatidae. The record is from RefSeq and is a predicted model, not a curated record. Gene Ontology annotation, biological process: cell communication. Bases 152 to 970 code for a protein of 272 amino acids. Gene Ontology annotation, cellular component: connexin complex. The transcript has 3 exons.
AGGAAAGGGACUUCUCUAUUACACUGCUUCCCUGUGUCUAAGGCUUAGAUCAUCAAGAACCUCAUCCCACCAGCCCCACCUGGUCCUCUGAGGAGCUCCUUAAUCUCCUUCAGCCUCCUCCGUCCCCUCGUCCACCUCUAAGGCAGCAGUCAUGAACUGGUCUGCUUUGGAGGCCCUCCUCAGCGGGGUUAACAAGUACUCCACCGUGUUCGGCCGCGUGUGGCUCUCCAUGGUCUUCGUCUUCCGGGUGAUGGUGUUCGUGGUGGCGGCCCAGCGGGUGUGGGGCGACGAGAGCAAGGACUUUGUUUGCAACACGGCCCAGCCGGGCUGCAACAACGUGUGCUACGACCACAUCUUCCCCAUCUCCCACAUCCGCCUGUGGGCCCUGCAGCUCAUCUUCGUCACCUGCCCGUCGCUAAUGGUGGUCGGGCACGUCAAAUAUCGCGAGAAGAAGGACAUGCGGUACACCAACUCUCACAAGGGCGCCCAUCUGUAUGCCAACCCCGGGAAGAAACGCGGGGGCCUGUGGUGGACGUACCUGGUGAGUCUGAUUUUCAAGGCAGGCUUCGAUGCUGGCUUCCUCUACAUCCUCUACCACGUCUACGAAGGCUACGACAUGCCCCGCCUGUCCAAGUGCUCCCUGGAGCCCUGCCCCAACACGGUGGACUGCUACAUAUCCCGUCCCACUGAGAAGAAGAUCUUCACCAUCUUCAUGGUGGUCUCCUCUGCUCUCUGCAUCCUAAUGUGCAUCUGCGAGAUGGUCUACCUCAUCUGCAAACGCAUCCAGAAACUCGUAAUGAGGAAGAACGAGUCACAGAGGAGGCUGUUCGCCGAGAAUCACGAGAUGACACCGCUGGCUGCUCCCAGGUCAGAGUUCAGGUCCAAAAUAUCGAUGAGAGUGGAUCCUACGGCCUCUAUCCAAAAUCUCAGUAACAUCAAGAUGGAGGAGGUUCCGUCUAAGAAAAAAUGAUGCACAAUAUGGAAGCGGCCAUGUUGACAAACUGCACAAAGAACUGAAGGGGCCACUGCAAGCAAAUCGAUUCAUCAGCCUCCACGAGGAACUGCUGCUCAACACAAAGAGAUAUCCAUCAAUUCAGGGAGUUAUGAGGCAGCGUUUUGUAAAUAGUAUGCACACCUUAUGCAUGCAUAUUAACCCCUCAAAAAGGAAGAUUACAGAGGAAGUUAAAGGGUUUGGAAUAGUUUAUGGAAAUUGGUGUGUGCGUGUGUGUGAGAGAAACAUAGAGUAAAGGUGUGGAUGUGAGCAUGUGCGUAUUUUAGUUUUUUUUUUAUGUAUUGUUUGCCAGUAGUACAGUGUGUUUAAGCUUAUUUCAGGUUUGUACUCUGUGUAAAUUAAAGUAUACAAAUAUUCUAAGACCCAAAGUGAUGUAAAUACAGCAUUUAGAGCGAACCCUGUCCCUGAGCAUACACACUGCCCCCUAGUGUACAAAACAAAAUAAAGCACUUCCGUUAGGGGUGACACAGUAAUCGGCAAAAAUCCCCUGAAGGGUUUUUGUUCGAGGAUAUUCAAUAUGAAGAAAAUGAUCUUUAUUGCUCAAGAGGUACUUUGACUCCUGUUGGUAUUUUGUGUUCUCAUGCUAUUCAAUCUUAAUUGUUCAUUAAUGAAUGUGUGAUACUUAUGAACACAUUGAAAAAUUAUACAAAAAUAUGUUUUUAUACCCACAAAAUUGGUUACUCUUUGAAAUUGAAU